CUCAACUUCUUCUCAUAAUUUUCUCUGUUUUCUCCUUCUGUUAUCCUUUAGAGAGAUCCAUAAAGAUUCAACUCCAACAAGAAAAACUCGAUUUCAAUUUCUUUAGAAGUUAAUAGUGUUACUUCUCGUGAUUUUGUCCAAUGGGUAAUUGCGUGAACUCUCCUGCACGAGUAGAUAACAGAGAAAGCUCUUUUGGAGGGUCAUCGAGAAUUUCACCUAAAGCGAGUCAGCCAUCAAGACUCUCAAACCUCAUAAUACCCUCUUACAGCAACAGAAGCUUCACUAGUUUAUUGUCAACACAUACACCAAGAAGCGAAGGAGAGCUCUUACCUUCUCCAGCAUCAAAGGCCUUUACAUUUAACGAGCUCAAAACCGCCACUAGAAAUUUCAAAGACAACAAUCUUAUUGGUGAAGGUGGUUUUGGUUAUGUCUAUAAAGGUUGGAUUGGUAAACAGUCGUUGUCACCUUCGAAACCAGGGUCCGGUAUGGUUGUUGCAGUCAAGAAACUUAAAUCAGAAGGGUUUCAAGGACACAAAGAGUGGUUGAAUGAGGUUCAUUAUCUUGGGAGGCUUCACCAUAUGAAUCUUGUGAAACUAAUUGGAUAUUGCUUAGAGGGAGAGAAGCGGCUUUUGGUUUACGAGUACAUGCCCAAAGGAAGCCUUGAGAAUCAUCUGUUUAGAAGAAGUUCAGAUCCGAUUCCGUGGAAUACAAGGAUGAAAGUUGCGAUUAGUGCAGCGAGAGGACUUGCUUUCCUCCACGAAGCGAAAGUCAUAUACCGAGACUUCAAGGCCUCUAAUAUCCUACUUAAUGUGGAGUUCAAUGCAAAACUAUCUGAUUUUGGAUUGGCAAAAGCAGGACCAACAGGAGAUAGAACCCAUGUGACAACUCAAGUGAUGGGCACUCAAGGCUACGCAGCUCCUGAAUACAUAGCAACGGGCCGGUUAACUGCCAAGAGCGAUGUCUAUAGCUUUGGAGUUGUGUUGCUAGAACUACUCUCGGGACGUCCCACGGUAGAUAAAACGAAAGUAGGAGUGGAGCAGAAUCUGGUGGAUUGGGCGAUUCCUUAUUUGGUAGACAGAAGAAAAGUGUUUAGAAUAAUGGACACGAAGCUUGGAGGACGGUACCCUCACAAAGAGGCUUGCGCAGCAGCCAACAUCGCAUUGCGGUGUCUCAACACAGAAGCUAAGUUGAGACCGGAGAUGUCUGAUGUCUUGUCUACUUUACAACAACUUGAGACUUCGACAAAGAAGGGAUCUACUCCAACCGGAGUCAUGUCUCCUUCACCGCAUAUGUCGGAGAAUCACAUGGUUCGAGACGUCUCUACGCUUAAGGUUUGAUAGACUUAACGAGUUUUUUUUGAGUCUGUAAAUUUACUUUUUGCAAAGUGUUGAAUAGUUUUGUACUUUCAAGUUCGUUGGUUUUUUGGUUGAAAAAUGUAUAUAGUAUACGAAUAUAUAUGAUAACUUUACAAUAGGGUUCGUAUGAUCUAUGAAAAGUUCUUAUUUGUUGAAUGAUUG
Messenger RNA from Brassica oleracea var. oleracea, 1517 nucleotides. RefSeq names its product protein kinase 2B, chloroplastic-like. NCBI's taxonomy places the organism in Eukaryota, Viridiplantae, Streptophyta, Magnoliopsida, Brassicales, Brassicaceae. Gene Ontology annotation, molecular function: protein kinase activity; ATP binding. Gene Ontology annotation, biological process: protein phosphorylation. The coding region runs from base 141 to 1337 and encodes 398 amino acids. The record is from RefSeq and is a predicted model, not a curated record. The transcript has 5 exons.